Messenger RNA from Psylliodes chrysocephalus, 486 nucleotides. NCBI's taxonomy places the organism in Eukaryota, Metazoa, Arthropoda, Insecta, Coleoptera, Chrysomelidae. The record is from the annotation of a GenBank genome assembly.
AUGAAAAUCAAUGAAAAUGUAGUGACCAUAGCAUUACACAAACUAGAGAUAUUUUUAAACAAACCUAUUUAUAUUGGAAUGAUAAUUUUGGAUUUGGCUAAGACAACUAUUUGUCUUUCAUUAUGGGUACAUGAAAAUGCUAAAAGUGUAUUUAGGGAGUUUGUUACAACUAGACAAGACUAUGGCUUUUUUUCUUUGAAAAAUAGAAAAGGUUUUAGGAAAGAUUUUAGAAAAGAUUUUAGAAAAGAUUUUACAAAAGUUUUUUUUGAAAAUAAUUUAGAAGAGAUUUUAGAAAAUAUUUUAGAAGAUAUUUUAGAAGAUAUUGCUGAAGAUAUUGUAAAAGAGAUUUUAGAAGAGAUUUUCGAAGAUUUUGUAGAUAUUGUAGAAGACAUUGUAGAUAUUUUAGAAGAGAUUUUAUUAGAAAUUUUAGAAGAGAUAGAUUUUAGAAAAGAUAAAUUUUGGAAAAGAUUUUGGAAGAUAUUAUAA